GAUGUAUUUAUGCUCAUGGGUCUAAUUUGUUUUUCUUUCAAUGCAUGCAAAGCAGGAAAUCAGGUUGCUCAUGUGAGCUGUGCUCAGUGUCGUACUACUCUAAUGUAUCCCUAUGGAGCACCCUCUGUUAAAUGCGCGAUAUGUCAUUAUGUUACAAAUGUCGGGAUGAACAUGAGGAUGCCAAUCCCUGUUAAUAGGCCAAAUGGAGCUACAACAGUUCCACAGUCUACUUCAGCUUCUAACAGCCAAACUGUUGUUGUUGAGAAUCCGAUGUCAAGGGAUGCAAGUGGAAAAUUGGUGAGCAAUGUAGUAGUCGGGGUCACCACAGAUAAGAAAUGAUUUCCAUUGCUGUUCAAAUCCUAUGAUGAUAUAUUUUCUGUUGUAAAUUUGAAGUUAUUAAAUCUCUAUUAUCAUGUUUUGGGGGACCUCUGCUAUGCGAGGGGAUAGAUACAGAUAUAAGAACACGAGAAAUGCGUGGAGGUUUAUGAGAUUAAAAAAAAGGUGUGCUUUGAAGACUUGGAGCUAUAUAUUCGUUUAAAAUUUGACAAUAUGAAGAAGAUAACCUUGGCUGGUUGCCCCAAUGCCAAGAUAUGCUUGUGUGAAUAAGUUUGGUUUAGUAUCGGGUGAAAGAAAAUGGGAGCCUGUUUGUGCAUUUCUUGGGGAUGCAUCUGCUUGUAAAAAUUUGUCCAUUGUUGGGAGCCAUAUUGUGUUGUAAGUGUGUGGUUUGCCUGCAUAAAUUUGUGUUGUGAAGUGCGUUGUUGGGUAUCACACGUGCACUUCAUGUCGUUGUCAAUAUUUUGUUUUUACCUUUUUCUGUAUAAGUUUAAGAAAAUAGACCAGCAUGGAAGGAA
This is a messenger RNA of Asparagus officinalis (garden asparagus), 851 nucleotides long. RefSeq names its product protein LSD1-like. Bases 10 to 339 code for a protein of 109 amino acids. Lineage: Eukaryota; Viridiplantae; Streptophyta; Magnoliopsida; Asparagales; Asparagaceae. The transcript is spliced from 4 exons. The record is from RefSeq and is a predicted model, not a curated record.